UUAGCUCGGGUGUGAGAUUGGUACCUUCACACCAUGGGGCUUCCACUCAAGGUUGUCAUCUUUGGGCUCUCAAUAGUCAUAGGUGCCAGUUCUUUUAGUGGAUUUAGUGGUGAAAUUGGGAGUGGGUCUGGUGGUAGUGGUUUUGACAGUGGAUCUGGUGAAUAUGGUGUCAAUCCCACUGCACCACCUACAAUCUCACCUGAUGACAUGCCUGAUGUGCCAUCAGAUGUGGAUGAAUGCAGUGUAUUUGGAACUGGAUCCAUUAAAACAUUCAACAGCACCCUUUACUACUUGCAAUCAACCUGCACCUUUGUCUUAAGCCGUUUUGACUCUGCCUCAAGCAAUGCUGAAUUUGAUAUUAUAAUCAAGCGAGACAUGAAUGGCACAUUUACUAAAAUUCAAGUUACUAUAGACAAAACUGAGACAGUUAUUGAAAAUGGCAACAUAAUGGUUGAUGGGGAAAGAGUUUCUCUUCCUUAUGACCACAAAUCCAUCCAUGUCAACAAUUUUGGAAUUUAUAAAAGAAUUGAGAGCAGAAGGGGAUUUUUGUCAGUGUUUUGGGAUACUAAUGAUGAUGAAGUAGAUAAAGUCUGGGUGCAACUUCGUAAAGACUACCGUGGAAAAACAGCUGGACUUUGUGGAAAAUACGGUGUUGAUGACAGUGACCUACAGCAGCUAAUAGAGGACAACAAAAUUGCUACAGAGGAAAGCUGUGAAACUGAAACUUCUGAAUCUAACUGUGAUGAAACCACUACGAUGUGCCAGAAUGCUAUUUCGUACAACUUUUUCCCCUGUCUGCCUUAUGACUUAAUCUGGCCAUACAUGGAACUCUGUGGACAAGACACAUGUCACUGUGCAAAUCCAGCCAAGUGUGCAUGUGCCAUUUUUGAGGAGAUAGUCAGGCAGUGUCCAAGUGAUGGUAUUGCAACACUUUCACCAACAUGGAGAGAUUCUCAGCAUUGUGAUGAACCUUCCUGCCCUGGUAACAUGAUUUACAGUGAGGCUGGUCCAGCUGUCCCCAAGACAUGCUCCAAUCCAACAUUUUCUGAUGACUCACAAAUAAGCACUUGUCAAUGUCCAUAUGGCACAGUCCUUGAUGAUCUUAGUGGAAAAAAUAAAUGUGUGAUGAAGAAACAGUGCCCGUGUGCAUUUGAUGGUAAUAUCUAUGAAUCUGGUGAAGUACGUGAAUCACUUUGCCAAUCAUGCGUUUGUAAGGGUGGUCAAUGGGACUGUGAAAAUAAUGACUGCGUGUCUCGAUGCACGAUUGAAGGCGGGUCAGCUAUUAAAACAUUUGAUGGCAAAACCUACUCAGUAUACAGAAACUGCAAGUAUAUCACAGCAGUGGGUGAAGAUUGGACUGUCUCAAUUACUUUGAGAAAAUGUAAGAAUGGAAUAUGCUUGACCCAGGUGGAACUGUCCCUACAAUCAGAAAUCUUCACCUUCUUCAAUGAAACAGUGUCUAAUGGUACAACCGUCAUCACUGAUAGCUACAAAUCAGACUCAGUGGUCAUUUUCUGGCAAUUGUCAACAUAUGUUCAAGUACAGACAUCAUUUGGUCUGAAGAUGCAGGUUCAAAUGGCUCCCAACAUGCAACUUUAUAUAACAUUACCAGUGGAAGCAAAGGGCUCUACAAAAGGUCUGUGUGGCAACUACAAUGAUAAAAUCAUAGAUGAAUUCAUUUCAAGCUAUGGAAUUUUAGAACAUUCAGCAGAUAAUUUUGCAGAAUCCUGGGCAAUAGGACCAUGUGAAGUAAUACCACCUCCAGUUUGCAUUAGAUCAGAGAAUGAACAAUAUGGGAAAGAGAAGUGUGCUCAAAUCAGGGAUCCAAAUGGAGUUUUUGCACCAUGUCACUCACUUGUGGAAUAUAAAAAUUACGUCAAGCAAUGUGAAAUCAACACUUGCCUCUGUGAACGAGCUCAGACCUGCCUGUGUGAUGCACUAGGAAACUAUGCAAAAGCUUGUGCAGCUCAAGGUUUCAUAGUGACAGGAUGGAGAGGGGACGACUGUGUUGAAGAAUGCCCAGCAACUCAACACUUCCUACACAACGCAUUUGCCUGCAACCGCACAUGCAGGUCAUUAGCAGGAAAUGAUUAUGCCUGUGAUUUGGAAGAUGUUCCUGUUGAUGGCUGUGGCUGCUUAGAAGGGCUGUACAUGAAUGAAAAUGGAUUGUGCAUUUCAAAAGAAAAAUGCCCAUGCUACUAUGAGCAAGGCAUGGUUUAUCCAGGAUCAACAGAGAUUAAAGGACAGAACUGCAACUGCACAGAUGGUGUACUUCACUGUGAAACACCAGAAUCAUGCAGUAAAAAUGAGAUAUAUGUAACAUGUUUCAAUCCAUCAACACCUUUAAGUGUCAAAACAUGUUCCAGCCUUUCUCUACCCACAGUUGGACGUACUCAGUGUGAGAGUGGUUGCUAUUGUCAAGAAGGUUUCUAUUAUGAUCACAAUGGUGUAUGUGUUUCAGUUGAUGAUUGCUCCUGCAUUUUUGAGGACAAAAUCUAUAAUGCUGGUGAAAGUGUCGACAAUGACUGCAAUAAAUGCACUUGUAGUCAAGGAAGGUGGGAGUGUACACUGGAAGACUGCCCAGGAAAAUGUCAAGUGUAUGGAGAUGGCCACUAUCAGACCUUUGAUUUAAAAUGGUACAGCUAUGAUGGGAACUGCGAAUAUUCUCUUGUAGAGGAUUACUGUGGUAAAGACACUGGCAAUUUCCGUAUUACAGUUGAAAGUGUUCCAUGCUGUGAGGAGGCACUGACAUGUUCAAGGGCAGUGACCAUUGAACUCCAUGACACAGAAAUAGAGCUUAGUGACUCAAAACUGACUGAGAAGAGAAUUGGAUCUUGCCGUGACAAUAUGAUAGAAUAUUCUGCUCAUACUGUGGGUCUCUAUAUCAUUAUUACUACCUCCAGUGGAAUAACAUUGAUCUGGGACAAGCACACAAGAUUAACUGUUAUACUAGAUCCCAUAUGGAAAGGUCAAGUUUGUGGGCUCUGUGGAAACUUCGAUUCAGAUCCUACGAAUGACUUUGAGACAAGAGGAAAAUCUCUGGUGACAAAUGUAGUUGAAUUUGGAAACAGCUGGAAAUUUGACCCCAGCUGUGGCAACAUUGUAAACCAGUCCUUCCCCUGUGAGAAACACUGGUACUGUUCAGCAUGGGCACAGAGGAGGUGCAGCAUCAUUAAAGAUACAGUCUUUCAAUCAUGUCACAGCAAGGUGGAUCCUCAGCCUUACUAUGAUGUGUGUGUACAAGAGUCUUGUGUCUGUGAAAUGGAAGGAAGAUUUCUAGGUUUUUGCACUGCUGUUGCUGCAUAUGCUGAAGCUUGCAAUGAAGCAGAAGUCUGUAUUAAAUGGAGAACUCCAGAUCUAUGCCCUGUUUAUUGUGACUAUUACAAUGAUCCUGGGACAUGCAGCUGGCACUAUGAACCUUGUGGUACACCAGCUAUUAAGACCUGCAGUAACAAUGAAGUGGGCAACAAAUAUGCUGCCAAACUUGAAGGGUGCUAUGCAAAGUGUCCAGAUAAUAUACCAUAUCUUGAUGAGAACACAAUGACCUGUUCUACUUUGGAUAAUUGUACUUGUUUCCAUAAUGGAAUAAUUCAACCAGGAGAAACCAUAACAAAUGAAUGCAAUCAAACUUGCAUAUGUACAAAUGGAGUGUUAUCAUGUACAGACCCAUCACCUCCUAUACAGCCAAACCCGAUGCAACCAGAAAUACCACAACCACCCACAGAUCCUCAGCAAAGCCCAACACAACCAGAAACACCACAACCACCCGCAGAUCCUCAGCAAAGCCCAACACAACCAGAAACACCACAACCACCCACAGAUCCUCAGCAAAGCCCAACACAACCAGAAACACCACAACCACCCACAGAUCCUCAGCAAAGCCCAACACAACCAGAAACACCACAACCACCCACAGGUCCUCAGCAAAGCCCAACACAACCAGAAACACCACAACCACCCACAGGUCCUCAGCAAAGCCCAACACAACCAGAAACACCACAACCACCCACAGAUCCUCAGCAAAGCCCAACACAACCCGAAACACCACAACCACCCACAGGUCCUCAGCAAAGCCCAACACAACCAGAAACACCACAACCACCCACAGGUCCUCAGCAAAGCCCAACACAACCCGAAACACCACAACCACCCACAGAUCCUCAGCAAAGCCCAACACAACCCGAAACACCACAACCACCCACAGGUCCUCAGCAAAGCCCAACACAACCAGAAACACCACAACCACCCACAGAUCCUCAGCAAAGCCCAACACAACCAGAAACACCACAACCACCCACAGAUCCUCAGCAAAGCCCAACACAACCAGAAACACCACAACCACCCACAGAUCCUCAGCAAAGCCCAACACAACCAGAAACACCACAACCACCCACAGAUCCUCAGCAAAGCCCAACACAACCAGAAACACCACAACCACCCACAGAUCCUCAGCAAAGCCCAACACAACCAGAAACACCACAACCACCCACAGGUCCUCAGCAAAGCCCAACACAACCAGAAACACCACAACCACCCGCAGGUCCUCAGCAAAGCCCAACACAACCAGAAACACCACAACCACCCGCAGGUCCUCAGCAAAGCCCAACACAACCAGAAACACCACAACCACCCGCAGGUCCUCAGCAAAGCCCAACACAACCAGAAACACCACAACCACCCACAGGUCCUCAGCAAAGCCCAACACAACCAGAAACACCACAACCACCCGCAGGUCCUCAGCAAAGCCCAACACAACCAGAAACACCACAACCACCCGCAGGUCCUCAGCAAAGCCCAACACAACCAGAAACACCACAACCACCCGCAGGUCCUCAGCAAAGCCCAACACAACCAGAAACACCACAACCACCCACAGGUCCUCAGCAAAGCCCAACACAACCAGAAACACCACAACCACCCGCAGGUCCUCAGCAAAGCCCAACACAACCAGAAACACCACAACCACCCGCAGGUCCUCAGCAAAGCCCAACACAACCAGAAACACCACAACCACCCGCAGAUCCUCAGCAAAGCCCAACACAACCAGAAACACCACAACCACCCGCAGGUCCUCAGCAAAGCCCAACACAACCAGAAACACCACAACCACCCGCAGGUCCUCAGCAAAGCCCAACACAACCAGAAACACCACAACCACCAACUAUAUCACAGACAACCACAGGUCUUGCCUGUUCUGGUACAUGGACUGAUUGGGUUAACAAGAAUUCUCCAACUCUAGCAAAUGGUGGGGACCAUGAGACCACAGCCAGUCUUUGCUCUCCAGGAAGCAAAGUUGAAAACAUUCAGUGCGAGCCUGUAAACCCUAACCAGUUUAUGCAGAAUGUAAUAUGUAAUAAAGAAAGUGGUUUAAUUUGUCACAAUGACGACCAAAGUCUUAAAAACGGUAUACAAAUGUGUGCUGAUUAUCAGAUUAGAGUCUGUUGCAGUAACACAGUGCCAACAAAUACACCACCUCCAACGCCCACCAAAAUAGUUACUCCUUCACCUCCUUGUAUUUGUGAGGGCAAUCAGGAAAAUGACACUUUUGCUUGUGGGGAAACAUGGAUUGAUGGUUGCUCUAAUUAUACAUGUAUAGGACACAACUUGAUUCAAAAAAUUCCAUUUAACUGCCCUGUAAUUCCAAUGCCAAAAUGUGACAAUGGUUUGGAUCCUGAUAUAAUCUCAGAUGGCUGCUGUACAACAUAUGACUGUGGCUGCAAGUGUGAGGUGUUUGGAGAUCCUCAUUAUCUUACAUUUAGUGGAGUUCAGUAUGCCUUCUUGUCGGACUGCACUUACAUUCUAGUACAGGAAAAAAAACCAGUAUAUGGAUUCUCAGUUGCUGUGGAUAAUUAUUAUUGCAUACCAGGUCUCAAAGCAUCCUGUGCAAAAGGAAUGUUUAUAACCUACCUCAACAACAGUUUGUCACUCACUAUAACAAAUGGAAACAUUUUGUCAAUACUCAAUGGCAAUGUUGUAAAACCACCAAUUUACCAAAGUGGAAUUCAAAUGCAAACUACUACAACUGUAGUGACAGUUUACAUUGAAGAUAUUCGAACCUAUUUGUCACUUUCCAUAUACAACACAAUCAAUAUCCAAGUACCAAGACAGUUUUUUGGAGGCAAUACACAAGGGCAAUGUGGUGAAUGUGGUGGGCAUUCAUGUAUCCGCAGAGAUGGAACUCAAGAACCAGAUACUUGCUGCGACAAAACUGCUUAUGAAUGGAUAAUCAAUGAUCCUACAAAACCAUCAUGCACAUCAGCUCCUAAACAUGUCCCUUGUCAAGCUCAGAGUACUUCUAUACCCCCGACAACAGUGACAAAACAAAAAACAACUACAUUACCACCUAAAACAAGCACUAAAUCAAAACAAUCUACUAGAGCAUCACAUAAAACUACUAAGACAAUGGCAACAACAAAACAAACUACUAGAGCACCACAUAAAACAACUGUGACAACGCCAACAAUAAAACAAACUACUAGAGCACCACAUACAACAACUGUGACAAUGCCAACUACAACUCUGCCACCUCAAACAACACCAGAAGCACCCAUCAUACCAAUUUGUGACAUAUUAAAUAAUAAGAUUUUUGAUGAAUGCCGAGCUCAAGUAGACCUUACAGUUUAUGAAGAUGCCUGCAUUUUUGACCAUAAUUUGGUAAACAGCUCCCAGAUAGAUUGCUCUAGUAUUUCACGAGCUGCAGGCCGUUGUAAAGAAGUAAAUAUCUGUGUGAACUGGAGACAUCUAGCAAAUGGAUCCUGUGACAUACCAUGUGAUAAAGGAAUGGUAUUUGAUGAAUGUCAAACAAACUCUGAUGAUUACUGUCAGGGAGGCAUGCAAUACAGUGGCGGUAGCCUGGCAAUGAUGACGGCUGGGUGCUUCUGCCCAGAAGGUCUGAUGCUUGCCGACAAGUUCAAAACAGUGUGUGUUUCAGAAUGUCCCAGCUGUAAGGGUCCACUUGGAGAGCCGAAAAUGGUUGGUGACAUAUGGAUAUCCAAUUGUCACAUUUGCACUUGCAACAACCUCACCUUGACUGAAGACUGUCAACCAAUUAAGUGUCCACCAGUUCCUACUUGUUCAGAUGGUGAAAUCUUCGUGCCACAAUAUUCAUCAUCUGGUUGCUGCACAAUAGGAAACUGUGUGGAACAAACAUGUGUUACCCAAGUCUCCAACGUAACUGUACAGUACAACGGAUGCACUGGAGUCGUACAAGUGGCAGAAUGUCAAGGCCAGUGCCAGUCUGGAGCAAGCUUUUCUGCUGAUUCAGGACAAAUGACCCAAUCAUGUACCUGCUGUCUGCCAUAUGACACAGAAGAAAGAACUGUUCAAUUAAACUGUCCUGGAUCCAGUGGAUCAAACUAUAACUAUUCAUAUGUUAAUAGCUGUACAUGUUCUCCAUGUUCUAAUAAUUAAAUCAAUCUCAAAAUCUAUUUCUGCCAGGAACUGCACACUUAAACAUUUUUGACUGUCUAGUAUUUUUCUUUGUUAAAGUGUUUUCUCAUUCUUGUAUAAUGUAAACUUUAUCUGUAUACAAAAAAGGUCUAUUUUGUGUAAAAUCAGUGACAGAAAAAAAUCCAUGCUAUAGACUAGGUUUCAUGAAUUUUUAGUAGAACACCUAAAUUAAUAUAGACCUUGGAGUUUGAAAUUGAAUUUUUUAAAUGAAGGAACUUUUACCUAUUCUGUACAUACUGAAAAACUGAUAUACAUACAUACAUACAUACAUAUAUAUUUUUUAAAUGCAUUUUCGGCUUUUUUUUUAUCCUUGUCUGGUGAAUGCUGUACAAAUGAUUUGUGGGAAUAUUAAAACGUAAUAAAAAAUACUUGCAUACAA
Erpetoichthys calabaricus (reedfish) is the source of this 7828-nucleotide messenger RNA. Its product is annotated as mucin-19-like. Gene Ontology annotation, molecular function: protein binding. The record is from RefSeq and is a predicted model, not a curated record. Gene Ontology annotation, cellular component: extracellular matrix. The transcript is spliced from 52 exons. The coding region runs from base 34 to 7410 and encodes 2458 amino acids. Lineage: Eukaryota; Metazoa; Chordata; Cladistia; Polypteriformes; Polypteridae.